Messenger RNA from Protopolystoma xenopodis, 1113 nucleotides. The record is from the annotation of a GenBank genome assembly. NCBI's taxonomy places the organism in Eukaryota, Metazoa, Platyhelminthes, Monogenea, Polystomatidea, Polystomatidae.
CAUCGUUUCACAACUUGCAUCCCAGUUCUUCUUGCUAAUUGCCUUGUCCGGCCCAGUCUUCCUCUCCCAUCGGAAAAUGACCUGCACACCGGGACCUCACAAUCGGAAACUAAUACUAAAGGUUGCAUAGAUUUAAAUUUCGCUUCACUUUCUUCUUCAUCCUUAUCCGUUACAAAUACCUUUCCCUUAGUUUCCUCUCAGUGUAUUUCUUCUAACCCUGACUCAUAUGACACCAUCACGGAAACCAACGCCCCUAGUAAAGAUUCUCUUACCUCCAAUGAUGGAUUAAUUUGCAAUAGCUCUUCUCGGUUCACUUAUGGAGACAACAGGCCAGCUAAUGACUGUCGAGCACAAUGUAGUGUCUGCUUUCGCGUGCCCCCUGACAACAGUGUUUUCAUUAGUCUCUCAAGAGUUAGCGAAAUGUUGGCUGGCUUACCGCGCCUCGAUUACGGCUUUAAUAUUGGAACUGGAUUGGAGCUGGAGACUUCAUGCCCUGCUUAUCCAAUCUUGCAGUAUCUGGAUGCUUAUAUUUGCCAGCUGGCCAGCUUUUUGGCCCAUCAACCUGUUCUGCUGGGAACAUUUAUGCUGCUAAAAUUGACAGACCCUACGCCUACUAUUGGACAGGAGCCUGAAGAGGAAAGAGCAAAUUCUUGCGAAGGUGAGAGAACUCAAAGUAAACGGUUUCAACGAAUGUCCAGAUUACAUGCACACUUUACUAACGUUUUUGGUGACGCCGCCAACCUAGUUGCUAGACAAUCAGGACGGCAACGAAAAAGGCCUUCCCUAGGACAUAUGGAAGAGAGAAUCUUAGGGAAAAAGGAACAAAAGGAAGAAGAUCUAGGAUCCUCUCCGGGAACUCUCGACUCAGAGGAAUCGGUCGCAACCACAUUUGAAGAGGCUCUGGCAGCGGCUGAGUCUCGGCGCGUAAUGCUGCAGGAGUUUCUAACUUGGGGCCGCCAGUUCGAUACCGCCUGGGCAGCUUUCCUCCGGGACACCCGACUUGCUGGAGACAGUCAAACCCGACCAGGCGAAGGUGGCAUCAACCAAGACUCAGAUCUCAGAUGGCUUGUCCCUUUGCUUGAGGAGGCACACCACGAGUUGCACUUGGACUAA